This is a messenger RNA of Cyprinodon tularosa, 1666 nucleotides long. RefSeq names its product family with sequence similarity 162 member A (gene fam162a). Bases 121 to 549 code for a protein of 142 amino acids. The record is from RefSeq and is a predicted model, not a curated record. Lineage: Eukaryota; Metazoa; Chordata; Actinopteri; Cyprinodontiformes; Cyprinodontidae. The transcript is spliced from 5 exons. Gene Ontology annotation, cellular component: mitochondrion. Gene Ontology annotation, biological process: neuron apoptotic process; positive regulation of release of cytochrome c from mitochondria; cellular response to hypoxia.
UGUGCAGGGCCUGUUGGUGUUUUCUGCAGCUAGUUGACUUUCAGUAGCUGAAGGGGAAGUUUCAGCUGCUCUUUGCGGCACAGUUUCUGGACACAGCGACAGAUAUUAACCCAAACAGACAUGAAUUUAAUCAGAUCUCGCCUCACCGUGGGAAACCUUCUCGGUCAGAGGGUCCGAGGGAUGUGCAAUAAACUUCCGGAGGCCAAGCCAGAGGUCUCUCCAGCAGCUCCAGCACAAGAAUCCAGACCCUUAUUCAAAACCCCCGGCUACAGACCCUCCAACAUGGACAGGAAGAUUUUACUGUGGGCAGGUCGCUUCAAGACUGAGGACCAGAUCCCAGAAACUGUGUCCUUUGAGAUGAUCGACAAUGCCAGAAACAAAAUCAGAGUGAAAGCUGCCUAUCUGAUGAUGGCGUUGACAAUAGGAGCCUGUGUGCUGAUGGUGAUUAUGGGUAAAAAGGCUGCAGGUCGAAACGAGUCUCUGACUGUAUACAACUUGGAAAAGAAAGCCAAAUGGAGGGAGGAACUCGAGAAAGAAAAGACUCAGUGAUGGACAUCAGUAGUCAUGAUGCAGUUGCAACCAGAAAACUAUAAAAUAAAGGAAACAGACUUGUCUUUUGUUUUCAGUCUGAUAUUAAAUAAAAUAUUUUCCCAUUUUAAAACAGUUAAAUUUGCCUCAAUUUUGGCAACAUUAUUUUAAUCAAGUACUGCCUAAAUUAGAGUUUUUUGGUGAAAUGUACUUUCCUUAACGUCUACAUUUGAUGUAUCAUUUUAGCAGCUAAGAUACUUAAGCUCCAAGACAUUUUUCUCCGAAUGUAACUGGUUAUUCGCACACACAAAAAAAAACUUGAAUGUCUUCGUCUGAGUACUUUCAAAUUCUUAUCUGGCCCAUUUCAACACUGGACUUGCUUCACUGUAGCUAAUGACACUGCUAGCAGCUUUGGUCAGCAUCUUCAACAGGAUAUGCAUAUUAAACACCAAGCAGUCGCCUAAUUGCUGCAGCUGGACAUUCCCACUCUGAUUAAACACCUUGAAAUUACAGCCAAGGAUUAGCCAGAUUCUUGGAGAUCUUCAGUUCUUAGUUCCUUCAGGUUGAGGGCUGACCUAAAGUACAUCCACAGCUGUGCCUCCAUUAAGCUAAUUUCAUAAUCUGGCUCUAGUAAACAAAUAAUUAUGAUGCAGCAUCAGUUAGCAAAACUGCCAAAAUCUUUUUCAAGUUUAGGUCUUUUUGCAGUGAAUGUUAAUGCCUGGUUUAGACUGCUUUUCCACCUAACUUAUGUCUGGAACAGAGCACUCGUUCUUUGUAGGAUUACAAUCCAUUACGUUAUCAGUGGAAACAUGAACUUGGUGAACCCCUACCCCCGGGACAUCUCCAAUUUAGAAAUCCAAACAAAAUUAAGGAGGGACAGUUUUCCUUGUUGCUGUAGAUCAUGAAAACCUGUCGUAGUACCAACCCGAGAGCUCUUCUUUUCUGAUUGGAUGAGUGCUUAAUCUGUUUCCUCUUGUAAAACAUGUCUGUGUUUAGUUUUAAAAAUAAUCAAGUGGAUCCAGUGUAAAUGGGUUCCUUAUCCUGUUCAUAUAUGGAUAUAAUAAAGUUUUCCGAUGGCUGUUGUGGCAUUUUGUUGUAGAAACAAGAACAAAAAAUAAAUGUAAUAAAGUAAUAUAUC